This is a messenger RNA of Colletotrichum higginsianum IMI 349063, 1497 nucleotides long. RefSeq lists its product as uncharacterized. The coding region runs from base 1 to 1497 and encodes 498 amino acids. The record is from RefSeq and is a predicted model, not a curated record. Lineage: Eukaryota; Fungi; Ascomycota; Sordariomycetes; Glomerellales; Glomerellaceae. The transcript has a single exon.
AUGUCGCCCUCCCCCGCCGAAACACUGGAUUCGACAGUAUCCAUUCGACCCCGUCCGACUGUCACUGCUUCGCCCACGACGUCCAUUUGGCGGGACCUUCCCGAGAGUGUCUUCCGCCAACAUGUCGUGGAUUUGGAGAAGCUGACCAAUGCUGUGCCUGUCGAUGCCCAAGCGUUCCCACCUCCACCCCCUUCGCCUGAUGUUCUACCCGCCGACGUUGCCUCAACCGCUGUUGCAAAUGGGGAAGCGGGAGCACAUGGUAAAGUGCACGCAGAUGACGCGACUGGGGGAGCGCGCGACAACUACCGAGACUCUCAUGACCAUCACAUCCAUCUUCGUCCCCGCCAGCUGACACUGGCCGACGAACAACGUCUAGCGGACGACAUCGCAUACCUCGUUGCUGUCGGAGAAGGGGCGCAGUCCGUUGCUGCUACCACCGUUCAGGAAAGUCGAGCUGGCCAUCGGGGAAAUGGACCGCCGCAAAUUGCAGGGCUCAGGGUCGCCAUCGCCUCCGUCGACGCCAUCGAGCCGGGUUCGCAAGCCUUUCUCCGCUCCCUUUUCCAUCUCCUUGUGGCCGUGCCGCCCGCCAAGACACUUCCUGGCCUUCUGGAUGCGGUGGUCCGGCAUCACCACAACCGUCUCCUGAACCGCCUUCGCUCAGCCAAAUGGAAGAAACCCGUAUACCUCUCCCGAACCCACAAGAAACCCCUGUAUGCCGAUUUCGCAAACCUUGUCCAUCGCGUCCAAUUUCUCUACACCAAAAAAGAAGCAGCCGCGAGGGCGCAGCUCCAAGACCAGCUCUUGGCCAUGGCGAACCUGCUGGAAGCUUUUGAGUCCGAGGCGAACGACCAUGAGAAGCUUGUCGAGAUAGUGCGAUCCACCUACGACCUUUGCAUUUCGCCCUCCGUCGCAACCUAUCUUCAGCGCUUGCAGGCCGGCAGGGCGACAACUCAAAUUCUGGCCUGUCUCAAAACGCUACGUCAGCUCGAGAAGAUAGCAGCUUAUUACCGCAUUUGUCAAACCUUGACAAGGCUAUCCCAAUCUCACCCAACGCUUUUUGGUCGCGUGGAGCUUCUCUUUCUGCCUCCGUUCGAGGCAGUGCCUCUCAGUCCCGCCUUGGCCUACCAACCUUGGGCAAAGUCAACCCACGUGCACGCUGAGAUCAUCCUGACUAUUCAUCACGAUUUGGAGAAGCCAUACGGUCCUUGGCAUAAGCCGAGAUGCCUCGGCGCAUCCAAGUACUUUUGCUAUCUCUGCUACCUUUUCAUCCGACAUCACGGGGCCUACUUUGCAGCCAACACUCACGGGGCUUGCUACGAUCAAUGGACGAUACCGGACCUCGCCGACUACCCCCAGUCGGUCGCCGACCGCUACCGAGACGUACUGCAGGCGAUGGACGCCGAGAUUUUGCUUCACACACAAGGCGCGGUCUGGAGACCGGAGCCAAUGACUAGUCGUGAGAAUCUGAUAGAAACCGCACGGGAAGAAACUCGUUAA